Messenger RNA from Sipha flava (yellow sugarcane aphid), 838 nucleotides. RefSeq lists its product as uncharacterized. The coding region runs from base 153 to 722 and encodes 189 amino acids. Lineage: Eukaryota; Metazoa; Arthropoda; Insecta; Hemiptera; Aphididae. The record is from RefSeq and is a predicted model, not a curated record. The transcript has 2 exons.
UCAACGAGGAUUGUGCUUUCGACUCGGCACACGAUCCGUUCGAGAUCGUUUACUUCUGGCAAUUCGUCCACGCCGUCUGCGAACUGGCGACUCUCGUGUACGACGUGCGGCAAAUACGACGGCAAAACACACGGUUGGCUGGCCGCGGAGUGAUGGCCUCGGCGUUACACUGGCUUUUUGCGGAACAUCUGACAGUCAACGUCAUCCCGACAUCCUACGCGAACGCAGCCGGGCUCGGUGAUGACGGCGAAUCUUGGACGAACGACCGGCGGACGAUGGCUAGCAUGUAUGACCUGUACCGGACGAUGACGGCGACCGAGCAGUCGCUGCCCACCGCGCGUCGGCUGAUACGGUUGUACGGGCCGAGGUUCGUCGGCACGGACGGGCCCCAUUCGACGUUGGACAGCGUGUUGCCAGCCGUGCUAGACGUGGUGCUCGGGUCGUUGGACGGCCACGUGACGCCCUUCGGGCCGCCGAGGCCGUCAACCACGGUGUUCGAGUGCUCGGUCGAGACGGUCGUGGUGCUGCUGCGCGAGGCCUGUCCGAGGAUCGCGGACGCCCGCGGCGCACUGGUCAACGUGCACACGCGGUUGGUGUUCGCCGAAUGGUAUCGUUUCGUGUUGCUGUGCGUGCGCGACUGCCGUCGCAUGCCCGGACCGAAGCCACUACUACGGUCGCCGUGGACCUCCGCGAACAGUGACCGCUUCGCGGAGGACGGCUAGACGCACGAACAUGAUUCUCGGCCGACAACGAUGUAUAACGGACAUUCUUCUUUUCUAAAUAUAUUUCUACUCCUCUCUCUCCAAUGCCAGACUUUUCAUAUGCGAAUCACCCAUUA